UUAACGAAUAUGAUCAUAACGAAUAUGAGAAUGUUAUAUGAAAACUCGCAGGCAAUGGAAUCCCUUACCUCUGACUCCAUGGAUUCAUCUCCAAUUCUAAUGGUUUCAUCAGCUUUUCUCCCAACAGGUUCUUUAAUAGAGUCACUGAUUCAUAUCUCUCAUGAAGUUUCUUCAGUGGAUGGUAAGCUUCCUUUGUUACAGGCUAGAAAUGUUGCUAAGUUAACCCGGAAGAUUAAGCUACUGUCUUCACUUUUCGAAGAUAUCCGUGAAUCGAAUGGUUCACUUCCCCCGUCUUCAAUCCUUUGUCUUACUGAGCUGUACGCUGUAAUUCGAAAAGCCAGGGUACUAAUUCAAGAGUGUAAAGAUGGGAGUUGCUUGUGGAAUGUAUUGCAAUCUGAAUUCAUGUCGAAACAAUUUCAUGUUUUGGUGAAGGAGAUGGGUAUGGCACUAGACAUUCUUCCUUUGAGUUUGAUCAAGAUAACUCCAGAUGUUCGAGAGCAAGUGGAGCUUCUCCACAAACAGAUAAAGAGAGUGGAUGCUUUUCUUGAUCCUGUAGAGUUUCAACGCAGAGAAGAGAUUCUAAAAUUGAUGAGCAACAACAAUGAAAACAAGUAUGGAAAUAAGAGGAUUUCUGACUGCAAGAAACAAAUAGAAACGAUUAUGUGUGGUAUAGGUCUCAAAAACCUUUCUGAUUAUGAAGAGGAAAUAUUGAAGCUAGAAGGAGAGGCUCGUAAACAAGCUGGAACAGGAGGACUUAUUGUUGUUUCAAAUAUUAAUAACCUUAUCUCCCUUGUAUCAUAUUCAAAAUCUAUGAUAUUUGGUGAUGCAAAAUAUGAUGAGAAUAUAAUCAGCAAACUAGAUCAUGCAGCGGUGGUGAAGAGGUCAGUGUCCUUACCUAGAGAUUUUGAUCCAUCGCCUUCAACUUCUCAGUCAAUGAUUCAUCACAUCCCUGACGAGUUUCGCUGCCCAAUUUCACUUGAUUUGAUGAAAGACCCUGUCAUUGUAGCAUCUGGCCACACUUAUGAUCGAAGUCCGAUUGCUCAGUGGAUAAAUUCAGGUCACCUUACAUGCCCAAAGAGCGGGCAGAAACUAAUUCACAUGGCUCUGAUACCCAAUUACGCACUUAAGUGUUUAAUCCGUCAAUGGAGUGAAGAAAAUAAUAUCCCACUAACAAGUGAAAUGCGUUCUUCGUCUGAAGAGAGAAGUACCAGUAAGAGAAAAGAAAUGGAGAACUCUGUGGAUCACAUUUCUGCAUCAAAAGCUGCUAUAGAUUCUGUAAAGCUGACAGCCGAAUUCCUUGUGGGGAAGCUCGCAACCGGGUCACCUGAUACUCAGAGACAGGCAGCUUACCAACUAAGAUUACUUGCCAAAACAGGAAUGAUCAAUCGCCGACUAAUUUCCGAGGCAGGCGCUAUUCCAUUCUUAGUUACACUGUUAAGUUCCCAUGAUCCACAAAUCCAAGAGAAUGCAGUUACUGCCUUGCUGAAUCUCUCCAUUUUCGAUAACAAUAAGGUUCUUAUAAUGGCAGCUGGAGCAAUUGAUAAUAUAAUAGAAGUCUUGCAGUCAGGGAAAACAAUGGAAGCAAAGGAGAAUGCAGCAGCAGCCAUAUUCAGCUUGUCGAUGAUAGACGACUGUAAGGUUACAAUUGGGGCCCGCCCAAGAGCAAUCCCAGCAUUGGUGGGUCUACUGAGGGAGGGCACCAGUGUUGGCAAGAGAGAUGCAGCCACAGCUCUAUUUAACCUUGCGAUUUACAAUGCUAACAAAGCAAAUGUGGUGGUCGCCGGGGCAGUUCCUUUGCUCAUUGAACUAUUGAUGGAUGAUACAGCAGGAAUCACGGAUGACGCGCUGGCUGUGCUGGCUUUACUAUCUGGAAAUCUUGAAGGACUUGAAGAGAUUAAGAAGAACCGAACGAUGGUGCCACUCCUUGUUGAUCUGUUGAGAUUCGGUUCUGCAAAAGGGAAAGAGAAUGCAGUAAGUCUUCUGCUAGGACUCUGUAAAAAUGGAGGAGAAGAACUUACUAGGCGUUUGAUAUUACACCCACACAGUAUACCUUCGUUACAGAGACUAAUUUCUGAUGGAUCUCUCAAGGCUAGAAGAAGAGGCGAAGCUCUUCUAAAAUUACUCAAUAGGCUUUGCUUCCAGUCUUCCCACAGUUCUUCUCAAAAUUCUUCCCAGAAUUCUUCUCACAAUUCCCUGGAAUGACAAAACAAACCAAGUAAACAGCAAUAUUAACAAGGAAGGAAACAUCAGAAUUCCUCACAGGGAUAUUCUUGUAAAUGUUGGCAUAUACAUUAUUAUACCGUACAUGGUUAUGUUGUCGAUAUUACAUAAAAUUGCAUAAAA
Molecule: messenger RNA, 2343 nt
Organism: Papaver somniferum (opium poppy)
Lineage: Eukaryota; Viridiplantae; Streptophyta; Magnoliopsida; Ranunculales; Papaveraceae
Product: U-box domain-containing protein 1-like
Exons: 1
Coding region: 10-2202 (730 amino acids)
Biological process (GO): protein ubiquitination
Cellular component (GO): nucleus; cytoplasm
Molecular function (GO): ubiquitin-protein transferase activity; protein binding
Source: RefSeq, a predicted model, not a curated record